AUGGCGACUCCAGCCAUUGACGAUGAUAGCACUCGCACUGAGGAGAGAAUCGGCACUCCCACUGCCGAUAUAGGCGGAGUCCGCCCCGAACAGGAUGAGACUAUGCAGAGCAACGUUGAAGGCGAUAAUGGCGACGUCACCGACGAUAAUACGCCUGCUUUCGAUGACCUCUUUGACAACGAUAAUGCCAAUCCUGGCCGGAAGGAUAUGGAUAUUAGCUCGAGCGACGACGAUUCCGACCAUGAGUCGGACCUCGAGGAGAUUGAGCCAGUUCGCCCGCGUAAAUUCGGCGGCAGAUACCUGCUUCCUAGCAGCGCCCCAGGCAGUUCCGGAGGAGCAGCUCACCGCCGAUACCAGGAGCAUAUCGACAAGCUGAUGAACAGUCGCAUCACCGGUAGCAACGAUGAGGACGAUAGUUUCAGCGGUACCUACGCUGACUAUAGAUUCGACGGGCCGGUCAGAGGAUCCGCCACGAAGAAGGUCUGGACCCGAACGGACGCCCUCCAGUGCCUCCACGUCGAAUUCUGGCUGUGUAGCCUGGAGCAUACCGCAGGAGAGCAGCCCGACUUCGACUGCUCCCGGCCCGAUGGCGACUAUCCGGAGUGGGAUCUUUUCCUCCGUGUCGAACGACUGAUCAACGAGUACUACGACGGCAUAGAAAGCGGCGAACUCGACGAGGAGAUGGCCGAUGACGACACUCUCGUUGCUGGCAACGGCAAGAUUGCGACCCCCGUGACCGGAAAGGGGAAGGAGACUGCCGGAACUAAGCGCGACAAGACCAAGGGUGAAUCCAACGUGGUGCGCAAGACUAAGAACCGCGUUCGAGACGCUGCAAAGGCCUAUAUGAACGGUGGAUACGGCGAGAGUCGGGGCAACAAGAAGUGGUGGACCGACUAUCUACCCGAUCAGGCCGAACUCAUGCUCCCACGUUUCGUCGAUCCCUACGGUGCCACCAACGGAACCAUCGCCGGACACCUCGCAACCAUGCAACGCGGCUGGAUGAUCCAGAUCGGGGGACGCCCCGCCACCGGAGUCAGCGGCAAGCAGGCUAGAGUCGACGACAACAUGUCCGCAGUCGCCGCGAAUGCCGCCGCCACCUCGAUCGCCACAUCGAAGGAGGUCGACGAAAUCAAGGCCAAUGUGAACAAACUCCGCGAUCAGCUGGUCAAUAAGGUGCGACAGAUGGACGGCGAGCAGAAGCAAAUCGUGAAGAAGGUCUCGAAGUUGCGACGGGAAUCCGACUACUAUCACGACGAAAUCGGCAACCAGGCGAUCCGAAUUACCGCCUGUGAGGCCACGAAGGAUGCGGUCGACGAGUACAAUAAGAACCUCAAGGAGUUCAACGCCCAGAUGGAGAAGAUCGUGGUCGCAGAGGUAACCCCCGUCUUGGUCGAUCCGACCACCGAGAAGCGGGCCAAUCCGGCAGUACGAAACCCGGCCGCCCGCAGCAGCACCGCCGCCCGCGGAGGCAUCUCGAAGGCCAACGCUUUUCUCCAGCAGGUCGCCAAACCCGCUAAGAAGCGCGCUCCCGGACCCGCUAAGUCCACCGGCAAGACUGGCGCAUCCAACGGGGACGAGAUUGGCUGGGACCAGAACUUUUUCGACGACGAGUGA
Fusarium vanettenii 77-13-4 is the source of this 1614-nucleotide messenger RNA. RefSeq lists its product as uncharacterized. The transcript has 2 exons. The record is from RefSeq and is a predicted model, not a curated record. NCBI's taxonomy places the organism in Eukaryota, Fungi, Ascomycota, Sordariomycetes, Hypocreales, Nectriaceae. Bases 1 to 1614 code for a protein of 537 amino acids.